GCGCCGGCUCCGACCGAAGAAGACCAGAAACCUCUUGUCAUCCAAGGGAGCGGAGCCGGGGAGCCGCCGCCCGUUUCCGUUUCCGUUGCCGUGGGGAGGAGUUCUUCCCCCGACCCCGACUCCCCGAGCUCCGAGCGAAGAUCACCGAGAAGGAAAACCUAAUCCUUUCCGUUCCCGGCGCCCCUUUGCGUGCCGUCGUAUAUAGCAGCCGAAUAGAGAGGGGGGCGAGGAGAGAUCAGGAGAACCCAAACCACGUCGUCAACCCUAUCUAUUCUUUAUUCGAUUCGACUGGACUCUUCUCUUCUCGCCAAGAAGGAAGACGAACGAACAAAAUCCGAUCCCUUUCUGGUAAAUCCAUCAUGGCAGCGGCAGGAGCAGCGCUCCUUCGAUCGGUGGCAACCAAGAUGGCCCGCGCACCGCCUCGCCUUCCAUCUGCCCUGGAGCGCCAUCGCCGACUCUCAACGAGUUCUAGAUUCUCUACAUCUACUGGUUCUACGCCGCAGCCAGCCAACCAGGGCCCGCAAACUCAUAACCAGGAAGUUCCCAGCAGUCUGUGGUACAGGGCCAUAGUUGCAUUCAACGAAGCUGCAUCCGUUGUAACUUUCUUCCUGCUCGGUGGCAUCGCGUUUAUGCAUUUUAGUGUCAGUCCAGCACUGGACCGCAUGGAGGCUGACUUGGACGCUCAACGUAAAUCAUGGGCCACCAUCAGGGAAGAGAUUAAGAAAAGCCAUGAAAGGACGCGUGCGAUCCUCGUUUCUAAUAAGGAAAGUCAGAUUGAAGUUACAGAUGUUUUUGAAGGCAAAAGGAUUACGGGCAUCGGGACAAAGUAAGAGCAUGUUGCUUAGGUGGCUUAAGGUGAUCAUUGGAAACAAGAGUUCAAACAAUCCUUGAAGGAGGAUGAGGAUGACAAGAAAUGAUAUGGAACUGACAAUGGAGAUCAAAGAAGAGCAACUUAUGUGUGAUUUUUUGUUUUUGUUUAUGAUAAUUGAUUAUCAGAAACAAAAUUGUAUCUUCUUUGUUGAGCGGCGACAAAAAAUGGUCUGUGAUAGCAUCUGUUAGCUUCAGACUGUAAUGAAAAUAGUUUGCAAUAAUCUAGACAUGAUGAAUGAAUCAAGGAAGUAAUAACCUGCACGUGUCGAUUUGAAUGGUU
Sorghum bicolor (sorghum) is the source of this 1150-nucleotide messenger RNA. RefSeq lists its product as uncharacterized. NCBI's taxonomy places the organism in Eukaryota, Viridiplantae, Streptophyta, Magnoliopsida, Poales, Poaceae. The transcript has 4 exons. The record is from RefSeq and is a predicted model, not a curated record. The coding region runs from base 360 to 830 and encodes 156 amino acids.